Molecule: messenger RNA, 847 nt
Organism: Achroia grisella
Lineage: Eukaryota; Metazoa; Arthropoda; Insecta; Lepidoptera; Pyralidae
Gene: irp2
Product: putative defense protein Hdd11
Exons: 5
Coding region: 86-586 (166 amino acids)
Molecular function (GO): oxidoreductase activity, acting on metal ions
Source: RefSeq, a predicted model, not a curated record
UUUACUGUUUGUAUCACGUCGUCCACGCAAUAGUCGUUGUCUCGUUGACGGUUGUUCUAUCGAAGUAAUACUAAGUUUCCUCAAAAUGUGGUCUACAUACGUGGCCGUCGUUGUCGCAGUGGUGGCUUACGCCGAUGGACAUUCCAUCGGUGCCCCUGUCAGCGCCUGUAAGGAUAUGAUCCCGAUGCACGGUGUCUCUGCUCAGAACACCCCGGCGCCUUAUGUUAUCACGACCAGCUCUGAGAAUAUCAAAGCCGGUACUCCAAUGGAGGUAGUGAUCUCGGGCAAGCAAGCAAACGAUACCAUCAAAGGACUUCUGCUGCAAGCUCGACAGGGUAACAAUAUUGUGGGCACAUUCAACGUCGCUCCCAAUGAUCCAUUCGCCCAGCUCUUGGACUGUGGGACUCCUGGUAACGCAGUGACACACAAAAAGCAUGACGCUAGUUUAGAUAAGCAAACUGUCGCUUUCACCUGGACUCCCCCAGCUGAUUUAAAUGGCGAGAUUAAAUUCAGAGCCACCAUCGCGUACAACGGUGGAGUGUUCUGGGUCGGCGUUGAAUCAGCCCCAGUCAAAGUGAUCAAAUAAAUAACUUUCAUUCUUCUUUCUUCACUACCUUUCUUUCCUUAUUUAUAUUAGUUUUUUGACAUGAUAUAUGUCAGCAUCUCUUCCUUUGUAUGGUCAAUAAAAAUUGCCUAAUCUAUUCUACCUGUUUAGGUAUUCUUGCCAGAUAUGGGUGUAGAUUAUAUGUCAUAAUUUAGAUCUAUACCUAUAUUGCUUCAUAAUAUUCAAACCUAUAUUUUAUUUUAUUUUGUCUUGCUUUUUCUGCUUAUUAUGUUUAAUUAGUAA